Messenger RNA from Phycomyces blakesleeanus NRRL 1555(-), 765 nucleotides. RefSeq lists its product as hypothetical. NCBI's taxonomy places the organism in Eukaryota, Fungi, Mucoromycota, Mucoromycetes, Mucorales, Phycomycetaceae. The transcript is spliced from 4 exons. Bases 1 to 765 code for a protein of 254 amino acids. The record is from RefSeq and is a predicted model, not a curated record.
AUGAGUAGCCAAUCGGACGUUAAUGUGUUAAACACAAUUAGAAUUGUUAUUCGUGAGGAAUUGGCUGAUAUCCGCACUUCAGUUGCUAGAAUCAAUGAAAACGUUGCUAAUCAACAACAGUUUAUAAGACAGACUUUUAACGCAGACAGAACUAGUAACGCUCAUAGAGAUGUUGUUGAACAAUCUGCAAUCAAAAGACGAAUGUCAUACCUAGUAAGCCAUUCUGAUGACAGGAGCAUAAGACAUAUACCUGCAACAAUGAAUGAGGCACAUAUGGGGUUCAUACCUCGAAGAACAAAUAAGACCCCAAGUGCCACUGCAAGAAUCAAUGCAUUGAUUAACUACCUCUGGAAAAAACAAAAAGGGACAGAUGUAAAUAUAUCAGCACUAGAGCAAAAGCUUAUUUGCUUGCAGUUUCAUAUGUAUACCAGACAAUGUUGGUGUAUAAUAAAAGAUGAUGGUGUUGUGGAAGUAAACUGGGGAAAAUUAAAUUCCCAGAAAAAGUUGUACUACUCUUUGCGACUUGUGGAGUUAAUUUUCAAUAACUACAACUUCCCACUUUACGAUUGUCAAGAUCAAUGGGCUGCUUCUCUUCUUUUACAGGAAGUAAUGAAGGCUGAACGCCAAACAGAAAAAAGAAGAAAGUAUUUUUUUGAAGUUUAUGUACUUUAUUUACAAUAUCAAUCGAAAGUUUUGAGAAUUUUUAAGUUGCUUUCCUGUGAACUAUUGACUUUUUGUGGUGGUUUACUGUUUUUGAUUGACUGA